CAUGUACUAAUCUUUUGACUUAAGUGAAUUAAAUAUGUAUAAAAUUCUGAGUAUAGGUUUCCAUGGGGAGUAAUCCUCAGCAUAUGCUAGCUAUAGUUUCUAAAGACAAAAGCGCAUAAAUUUCUUUUCUAGGUAAGGAUUGGUUCGAAAGUUUUAAAAUCCAGAAUUAGUGGUAUAAACCUUAGUUAAUGCUUAAUAGUGGGAAUUAAUUAGAAUUAACGUUAGACUAACAUUAUAUAAAAGCUUCUUCAUAGGCUCCUUUUAGUUCUCUAAUCGAAGUCAUAGGCUUUAACUAAUGACAUGUAUGCUUUCUAGCCAAACCUUUUUAAUAAACAAUGAGAGAAUAUUAUUAAGCAUGGUCAAAAGUUAGGGAAAGAGAAGAAAAUUUCCAGUUGACAUGUUUUUGUGUAAGCAUGAAAUAGAUUCCACCUUCCUUUGUUGCUAAAAGAUCAUAAAGUUAAAAUAGACUUAACCAAAAAAAAAUUAUUACUGUAAAUUUUAAAAACAAAGAAACUUGAAAGGAUCUAGCUUUGGAUUGUCCUUUUCAGUUGGGGACCAGAAGUGGAGUGAUGAUGCAGAGAAAGCCUACUCUGCUUUGGUUCUUGUUUCAAAGUUUCUCUUCCUCUGAUUGGUUAGAGGAAACUACGGAAGAUUGCUAUUGGCGAAUGCGAAAUUUCAUAUGGCCAGGGAGAAAAUAAGGUACAGAUUCUGCUCUAUAACUUUACUUAGCACUAAGUUACUACUCACGUUUCAUCUCAAAGCUUUUUUCGACAUUUCGUUACCAAACAACUUUUGCUUUCACAACACAUGAAGAUUUGAAAAGUUUUCCUCACUUGAAAUGGAAACUUCUUCUACUACCCGUAGCUUUUUAAAGUACUGGUUCCAUUAACUAAAUAGUUUUAAUAGACGUCACUACUGAUCUCCUCAAUUAGUAUGAGACAUGCUUAUUGUCUAUGUUCUUUAACUGGCCCUACAUUUGUUACUUCUUUGAGAACCUACGGGCUUAGGUUACUUGGAGGAUCAUCUCUAACCCGAGAGCAUUGAUUCGUGCUCUCAAAACACGUAAAAGACAGGAACAUAUGCCCAUAAGUUUUCUAUUACAGGGCAAAACAUGUUUUGAAAUCAUUCAUUACAUUUGAGGUGUAAGAUUAAUCAUAAGAAGAUAGCUCUCGGUUUUCGCAUGUUGUACUUCCGUUUUUCUUUGAAUCUGGUCACAAUGUACCAACAAGUGUUAGGAAACUGUCAACAUGGUAUUCAUAUUGAUAGAUGCUGCAAAAUCAGAAACACAAUCUCAAGGAUUCGGACAUAUACUAUUGAUUGGUAACUAAUAUGUUGCCGCUUUUGUUUGAUUAUGGACUUACUCCUUACAAAAUUUCGAAGCAUAUACACUGUAAAAACCGCGGAUACAGUUAAAAUUUGGUUUGGUAUUGGAUAAAAGAAGACAUAAAAUACAUAUAUCCUUAUUAAAUUUGUAAUUAUGUUUAAGGUUCAUGUCACUUUGCAUUACAGUUCCAAGUGUAGCUAAAGGUCCCAGGAAGGUUGUGGACUUGAGGCUCUUGCCUUUUGUGGUUUCUUUUUUUCUUCAAUUAUUGAUUUUGGAAAUUUUCUUCCAUAAGGGCAGUUUGGUACUCUCAGUCUUUUUGGUUUUCAUUUUCAUUUUCAUCUCUCUUUUGCUUAAUUCUGUGAUUAAUUUUCAAGUUCAAAUCAUUUUUUGUAACGAUGUGAUUUGUGGUGAGGAUAACCAGUUAAACUGGUGCAAGUUUUAGUCUCUUUUUAAUCCUACUUAAAUAAAAUAAUGAGUGUUUAACUUUUAACUCGAGCAUAUUCAAAGAUACUUGGGCAAUUAAAAAUCACGAUAAAUGUUAAAGCCAUUAAUAGGACGAAUAUGCGUUUAAGGGCUACAGAAAAUAUUAAAAAUGUCUUUAUUAUAUGUUUUAAGUAUCAUAUUUUGUUUUUUCAUCUAAGUUGUUCUCUAAAGAUAUGUUAAUUAUUUGUUAAAUAGAGGACAACUAAAGCUUAUAAUUAUAUUAUUCCGACCCUAUUGGUUUACAUAAUACAAAAUGAUAUGAACUUAUGGAUAUACAGGAUAAUAUCCGUUAGACCAAAUACAAAGGAGUAAUGGCUUAGCAGAUGAACUAGCAUAAGCUGGAUGGUAUCAACUUGAUAUGUGUUUUUUUUUAUCGAACAGUUGAUAUAUGUUCAUGCAAUAAAGAUGGAGCUGGGAAUAAUAAGAGCCAAUAAGAAUCCAAAGGGAAGUGGACUCACCACUAUAAAUACUUGUUCAGACCUCCCUCUUUUCUUUCACAUUCAUCCCUCUUUCCUUUUAGUUACCUCUUUUAAUUCAAACAAGAAAUCACUCUCUCUCUCUCUCUCUCCAAAUUUCCAUUGAUCAAAACCAACCAACGAGAAAAACCGAAAGAUCUCAGGAACAAUCAUAAACUCUCUCAUUUUGGAUCCUCUGUUUUUCUCAAGAACGCAAAAAAAUGUCAGUUGUUAUUUGUCAAGCGCAAGAAAAAACCGUCACCAAAAAUGAAAGAAACGAAAGUUUCACCCAAAAAGGCAAAAUGGGUGGGUUGAGUUUCCUGCAAUCUAUGCCCGAUAUCACUGCCAUUGUCCGAAACGUAGAGGACAAAGCUUAUGUUCACCCGGUCGAGAAACGCUCUGUUUCUAAGCUGAGUGAGAAAAGCUUAGAGAUGUGCACUGAGAGCCUCGGGUCCGAAACUGGAAGCGAGAGUGGUGACGAGUUGUUGUUGCUUGCGUUUCAAGCAACCACUACUCCUAGGGUUCCUUCUCCUCCUCAAGAAGAAGAAAAAGACACUGCCAAGAAAUCAACGAUCAAAAGUUUCCCGCCACCGAUAAACUUUGUUAACGGUUCAAAGUAUAAUCGUGUGGUGAGAUCACUAGGAGAAGAUGGUCGUGUUGUCGUUCAAGCAAUUAUGGUUUCGUCUCAGCCUCCUAACUUUGUUGCGGAACGUGGUGAAGGAAGGCUCCGUCUCUGUUUAUCACCGGAAAGUUCUUUACUUGGGCACACUCACGAGGAAGAAGGAGAAGAAGAUGAAACUGAAGAGGGCAUGGAGGAGGAAACUAGUGAGAACUUAGAGGGUAAAAAUGGAAAUAAAAAGUUUAGCAGAUUAAGCAGCAGAUGCAAGGAGAAUGGUCGUGAGCCUAAGCCAAUGCUUACUACUUGGAAGCAGCAGCAGUUUUGGGUCGCUACUUAAGACUUUAUUCGACUCCUAUCUCUUAAUAAAAUAAUUUAAAAUAUGGGUUUCUUGAUUUUAGUUUUAUAUAUAAUCUUUGCUUUCUUGUAUGAGAUUUCUCUAGGUACUGCGAGUGUUUUUUAGUUCUAUUUAAUGUAAUGUUAAAUGAGAAUUAUUAUUAUUAUUGUUGAUUUUUUU
Messenger RNA from Brassica rapa (field mustard), 3395 nucleotides. Its product is annotated as protein FANTASTIC FOUR 2-like. The record is from RefSeq and is a predicted model, not a curated record. NCBI's taxonomy places the organism in Eukaryota, Viridiplantae, Streptophyta, Magnoliopsida, Brassicales, Brassicaceae.